Clarias gariepinus (North African catfish) is the source of this 2154-nucleotide messenger RNA. RefSeq names its product acid-sensing (proton-gated) ion channel family member 4a (gene asic4a). Bases 56 to 1714 code for a protein of 552 amino acids. The transcript is spliced from 10 exons. Gene Ontology annotation, cellular component: membrane. Gene Ontology annotation, biological process: sodium ion transmembrane transport. The record is from RefSeq and is a predicted model, not a curated record. Gene Ontology annotation, molecular function: ligand-gated sodium channel activity. NCBI's taxonomy places the organism in Eukaryota, Metazoa, Chordata, Actinopteri, Siluriformes, Clariidae.
ACAGAGCCCAGACGCAGCCCGAAUCCCGCGGAGCCCCGGUGUGUGAGAGCGCACGAUGCCGGUGGAGUUCGUGUGUAAGAUUAAGUUCUCUGAGGAGGAGGAGAAGCGGAGCGGCCGGGCGGACGGCGGAGAGCGCGCGAGCCUGCUGGAGGAGAGCUGCCGCGCGCCGGUGAAGGACCUGGCCGGCUUCGCGAGCUCGUGCUCCUUGCACGGGAUGAGGCAGGUGUUCGGCGGCGGCGGCGGCGGCUCCGGUAACGGGGGAGGGGGAGGCUGCGCGAGGCGCGCGCUCUGGGCCGUGGCGCUCGUGGCGUCGCUCGCGCUCUUCCUGCACCAGGCCUCCCAGUGCGCCGUGUCCUAUCUCCAGCGGGCGCACGUGACGGCGCUGCGCGAGGAGGCCGCGCGCGAGCUGCUCUUCCCCGCCGUGACCAUCUGCAACACCAACCGCUUCCGCUUCUCCGCGCUCACCGACGCGGACAUCUAUCACCUGGCCAACCUGACCGGCCUCCCGCCCAAAAACCCCGAGGGACACCGCGCCGCCGACCUGCAGUACCCCGCGCCCGACAUGCAGGACAUCUUCAACCGCACCGGACACCAGCUGGAGGACAUGCUGAAGAGCUGCAACUUCAGCGGACACAACUGCUCCGCGCGCGACUUCUCCGUGGUCUACACGAGAUAUGGAAAAUGCUAUACAUUUAAUGGAAAUAAAACAACUUCCAAAAAGUCAAAGCAGGGAGGCAUGGGGAAUGGUCUGGAGAUCAUGCUGGACAUCGAGCAGGAUGAGUAUCUGCCCAUCUGGAGAGAAACAAAUGAGACAUCUUUAGAAGCAGGGAUCCGUGUUCAGAUUCACAGUCAGGACGAGCCACCGUACAUCCACCAACUUGGCUUUGGAGUCUCCCCGGGUUUCCAGACCUUUGUGUCUUGUCAGGAGCAGAGGUUGACGUAUCUGCCCCAGCCAUGGGGAAACUGUCGGUCUUCGGCUGAUCGGUCCUCUAUCCCAGGCUAUGACUCGUACAGUAUCAGUGCUUGUCAUUUACACUGUGAAACGCAACUUGUUCUGCAGGAGUGUCAGUGCCGCAUGGUGCACAUGCCUGGAACUACAGAGAUAUGCUCCCCUGAAAAACUCAAGUGUGUGGACAAAGCAUUGGAUCUGUUGCAGAAGAGUUCAGGCGAGUUCUCAUGUGCUUGUGAGACUCCAUGUAAUCUCACACGCUACGGUAAAGAGCUUUCUAUGGUGAAGAUUCCCAGUAAAGGCUCAGCGAGAUACCUGUCCAGAAAAUACCACAAAUCAGAAGAUUACAUUAGAGAAAACUUCCUCAUUCUGGACAUUUUCUUUGAAGCGUUGAACUACGAGACGAUCGAGCAGAAGAAGGCCUACGAUGUUGCAGGGUUAUUAGGUGAUAUCGGAGGACAGAUGGGUCUCUUUAUUGGAGCGAGCAUCCUCACCAUCCUUGAGAUUCUCGACUAUAUUUAUGAGGUGGUUAAGUUCAGGUUACAGCGUGCAUUGAGGCCACAGAAAGAAGAAAAACAACCACGACAACAAUCCAGCACUGUUGCUACAGUCAACCUGCAGGACACAAAGACAAGGGAUGUCAGUGAGCACAUGGAGAGAAAUACUGAGGGGGCGACAUUCACCAAAACCUUCCUCCCAAACCACCACCAUCAUCUUCAUCAUCAUCAUCACCUUCGUCAUCAAAACGAGGACUUCGCCUGCUGACCAACACUACGGACCGUCUCUGUGUUAGUCUCUGUCUCUGUGUCUUGCUCUCUCUGUCUCUCUGUCUCUCUGUCUCUCUCUCUCUCUCUGUCUCUCGGAUCCACCAGUGAAAGCUCCAGCCAAAGCUCAACUCCUAAACCUGUGCUUGGGACAGACAGAGGGUGUGUGUGUGUGUGUGUGUGUGUGUUAAUGAUCUGAGUGCUGGAUGAGAUGGAGUGCGGGAACAUCAGGACUUUAAUCAGAGCCAUCUCCAGCUGCGCUCCUUCUCCUCUGUUUUCUCUCUGAGUCUGAGCCAUCCUGUAACCCCUCCCCCUUAUCCCCCCCCCACCCAGUCACUGGGACACGAUUCGGUCAAUGCGGGACAAGAGCGUCUUCUUGCUAUAUAACCGAGCGAGUGUUUAUCAGAGCAGUAGCGUAUAUUUGUCUCUCUAGGAGACACA